This is a messenger RNA of Wasmannia auropunctata (little fire ant), 1548 nucleotides long. RefSeq names its product probable G-protein coupled receptor B0563.6. Gene Ontology annotation, biological process: G protein-coupled receptor signaling pathway. Gene Ontology annotation, cellular component: membrane. The coding region runs from base 1 to 1548 and encodes 515 amino acids. The transcript is spliced from 7 exons. The record is from RefSeq and is a predicted model, not a curated record. NCBI's taxonomy places the organism in Eukaryota, Metazoa, Arthropoda, Insecta, Hymenoptera, Formicidae. Gene Ontology annotation, molecular function: nucleic acid binding; G protein-coupled receptor activity.
AUGGCCGCAGAGCGCGAGAUUCUAGGUCGGUUGGUAACUGAGGUAACUAGCGAGGGGUUGAAACCACCCCUUUCCGUCCACCGCUCGGUUAUCAUCGACCGUAAGGAGUUCGCGUUACCAGCAAGCUCUCCGUCGAGCUUAUCGGCGGUUGAGAGCUCGAAAGUCGAAAUCAAAGCCGAGUUGGAUAAUGUUUAUAGCACAUCUGCACCAGCGUUUGCGACUGUAUACAAUUGGGUAAAUAAAUUUAAACGUGGUUGUACAUUCACAUGUGAUACACCUCGUUCGGGACGUCCAAUUGAGGCUGCUACGCCAGAAAUCAUCGAUAAAGUCCACGAAAUUGUUUUGACCGAUCUACGAGUGAAAGUGCGCGAGCUUGUUGAGGCCACAGGCAUAUCACAUGGCACAGUGAUUUUAAUUUUGCACGAACAAUUGGCAUAUUCGCCAGAAAUAGCCCCCUGCGACUAUUUCUUGUUUCCAAAUCUGAAGAAAUGGUUCGGAGGAAAGAGAUUAAUCGCCAGAGAGCAGCUCAUCAUCGAAACAGAGGCUUAUUUUGAAGGUAUCCUCCUUAACCGCGGGGCUCCGGCUCCUCUUUUUGUUGCAGGUUACUCCGCGGCGGCGCUCCUCGCGAUCCUUUUCUGCAUCCCCUUCGCGCUGAGGGUGCUCAUCCACAAGGAGACCGGGGGAUGGAGCAGCUGGCUCCAGGCUUUCUAUCACGUUCACCUCGAGCUCUUCCUCGGGAACGGCUGCCUGGGAGUUGGAGUAAUGAUGCUUCUGGCAUUGACAGUGGAGCGUUACGUAAGCGUCUGUCAUCCCGGACACACGCGGCCACUCUGCGGACCGCCUCACCUAACAGUGGUGCUCAUUCCGCUGGCUACAUUCCUCGUUUAUCUACCGAGCGUAUUUCGAGGUGAAAUUACGACCUGCCUGCUUGCGCCCGACGGUCCCCUAAUCUACCAGAGGAGGGACAAUCAGUCGUUUCUCAACUCGUGGUACUAUCAGGUGUACAAGGUGGUGCUGGAGGUUGUUUAUAAAGUCGCGCCGACGAUCCUCCUUGCCGGAUUCAAUCUGCGAAUAAUGAUAGUGUACAGAAGGUCCUGCGAGCGGCGUCGGAGAAUGACCUUAUCGAGGACCGUCAGCAGCGACGAGGAUCCCAGAACUUUCGCCGAGGAGCGGAGGCUCAUCCUGCUCUUAGGCAGCACGAGCAUCCUCUUCCUAGUCUGCGUCAGUCCUAUGGUUAUCUUAAACGUCACACUCAGCGAGAGCAAUCUCAACAAUUAUGCUUACCAGGUGUUCCGCGCGCUGGCCAAUUUGCUGGAAGUGAUCAAUUACUCGAUCACGUUUUACAUUUAUUGCCUCUUCUCGGAAGACUUUCGGAACACCCUGAUACGUACCCUGCAGUGGCCGUGGGUCAAGAGCGACGGCCAGGGCGGCAGGAGCCUGCCCAUGAAACGCUCGCCGAUACCGCGGACGACGACGACGACGACGACGACCACUCCGCCGACCACCACGGUCGCAACCCCCGGGCAUCUGGCUCGUGCCAGUGUUUAA